GCAAUAAUCAUUUGUGUGGAAAUAUGGGUCUCUCCCACUCAACCAUAGGGUUUGCAUAUCAUCCUACAAAAAUGUGAUACAUGAAUUUUUGUUUAUCGCGCAUAUGUAAUUCUUACGCAGAUUUUUUUGUAAUUUUUCACAAUAUUUUUUUAUCUAAUUUUUGUUACUUAGCUGCGUUUCGCACUGCUAUCUGUCGUCAACUUGUUGUUUCCUUUUUUUGGUUACAAAUGGAACAUGCCCACAGGACAGCCCUCACGGAAACCGAGGAUGAUCUGAGGAUUGAAAAUCAGAAUUUUUUGGGAGCGAGUUUGGCAUUGGACUUAAACGUUAGUUGCGAUGGAUAUUUACGAACAUGGAUCAUAGGAGCAAUAUUUUUGAGUUUUUUCUUAUUUUCUUUUGUAAAAAGAGUUCAAGUUUUGUUAAAGGAAGACAAAGGGCUACUCUCUGAGGUUCUUUUAAUGCUAGUGUGCUUUCUAUGGACAUACUUUGGGACAAUUCAGAUUAACAAAGCCAGUGCGUGUCAGAAGAGUGCUCCUUACUUAUUUUGGGCAGUGUUUACCUUAGUUACUACGAUUUGGUGUUCCAUCAUAGGACUAAUUUUAAGCCUGAUGAUUAUAACAAUAGGCUCCUUUUUUGUUGUUCGAUCGAAGGUAGGAUAAAAUGUAAUUCUUUUUUUUUUAAUAAUUUUGGAACAUUGCACAUUUUGAAGGAGAACAAGGCAGAGAAACACAAAAGGGAAGAAGAACGCAUAGCAUCCUUUUAAAGUUAUACUUUUUUACUUUUUUUUUUUUUUUAUACUAUUCUUUUUGUUGUUCAUUCCUGCUUAAAUUUUAUAAAAUUAAAAUUUAGAGGACGUGGCGUAGUUAUGUUUGUGCAUGUGUACACACGCAAUCAUGUAAAUAUAUGUACACG
Plasmodium coatneyi is the source of this 912-nucleotide messenger RNA. RefSeq lists its product as uncharacterized. Lineage: Eukaryota; Apicomplexa; Aconoidasida; Haemosporida; Plasmodiidae. The record is from RefSeq and is a predicted model, not a curated record. The coding region runs from base 81 to 659 and encodes 192 amino acids. The transcript has 8 exons.